This is a messenger RNA of Erigeron canadensis, 1167 nucleotides long. RefSeq lists its product as uncharacterized. Gene Ontology annotation, biological process: positive regulation of DNA-templated transcription. The record is from RefSeq and is a predicted model, not a curated record. The coding region runs from base 276 to 959 and encodes 227 amino acids. The transcript is spliced from 2 exons. NCBI's taxonomy places the organism in Eukaryota, Viridiplantae, Streptophyta, Magnoliopsida, Asterales, Asteraceae. Gene Ontology annotation, cellular component: SWI/SNF complex.
GUCACAUUCACUACAUGCAUUUACGUUAGCAAAUUAAUCGGAAUGGGAGAGAAAAGUUCAAACGAAGAAAACGACUCCAUCAGUAGAAUCGCCGGAUAUUAAUCUGAAACAACGAAAUAGAGAUAUCCAAAACAUUAUUCGUCCAGAAACAACUUCAAAAUUUUUUCUGUUAGCAACAACAAAAAUCCAUCUCUUGCUUUCCAUCUAAUAUAUAUUGAUGCUCAUAAACCAACUACAACGUUCGCAACAACAUCUAAGGUUAAACUGCAGAUCUGAUGGCGGCGUAUCAGGAUGCUUGGCGUGUUUGUCAUCCCGAUUUCAAACGUCCUUUUUCAUCUCUAGAAGAUGCAUGCGAAAGGCUGCUACCUUACCAUGUGGUAGCAGACUAUGAAGCAGAAGAAGAUGAUAGAAUCCUUGAUUCCGACACUACAGGACUCGCAUUAUCUCGCUCUCAACAAUGGGAUCACAACAUUGCUAACAAAGUGGCCGAAUUUACUGAAACGUUUGAAAAACAAGUGUUGGCCUUCAACAUCAUUUCCAAAAAACAAGCCAUAGGGGAAUUCAGAUCAGAAGAACGACUAUUUCUUGAACAACAACUUCUUGAAGAAGAAAGGCAAGCGUUAGUUGAAGCAAGGGUGGAAUUGGAAUCAAAACAACAGGCAGGGCGACAAGCUCAAGCUGCUAGUCUGCAGACUAUGGCUCGGGCUGAGCCACAAGCUCAUGCUGAGCUGAUGACUAGGGGACCAAUAAGGGCUGGUGCUAUGGGGGAUUAUGAAGUAGUUGACCAAGAUCAAGAAGUCAACCUUGAUGAAAUGAUGAAUAUGUGGGUGAAUAAUAUGCAGAGAGAUGGAAAUGAUCCAUCUGAUGAUUUUUUAAAUGAUGAAGAAAGGGAAAAUGUGGUUACCGGUGUUGAAAGUGGUUGGCGUGGAGGAGGUGUAUUCGAUUUGAACACCAGAUAGUCUGUACUCUGUACCUCAAAAAGAAUCUGCAGUAGUUCUACAAUCUUAUUUGCACAUAACUACAAAAAUGUUUCAAAUAAAGCUGGGGUCACCUUUCGGGGCCUGCUCAUCCGUUCAGAGUAAAAAAUGUCACUUUUUGCUUCGUUCUGCUUGAAUAGGAAAAUCCAUCCUUUCAUAACUCGGGCCUAUUCUAACUGUUUUAUGGAGU